AUGAGCAUUCUACAUCCUGCGCAGGGUGGACCUCAGCCAUAUGAGCUAGCAGUGGACAACUUCUGGCUCAAUGUCUUGCGACAUUACUUUCCGCUCCUUAAUAAUUAUAGCGUGGAGCGAGAGUCCUACACCUACCAGCGGAGACGAUACAUGGCCAAUGUGGUUGUUGCAAGACUCGGAAACAACAGGUUGCAGAAGGUGGUCAUCGACGAAGGCAAACGGUUUCCGAGCGACACUCAGCCUGGCUGGGAGCAAAGGUACAGAUGGACACAGUUGAAGAGUCAGCUGCGGAGAAGCCUUACCGGCGCUCGUAGGAGCAGUCGGACCCAAUCUACCAUGUAUGGCAUUGCAGCCGUUGGUGACAGGGUUCGAUUCUACCAGCUGCAGCAGGGCUCAAACCGAAUGGCUCCCUUUGUCGCUGAUCCUCAGAACCCUCCACUUGAAGCGCCCAUCCUGAGUAUCCACGGAGACCGGAAUAUGAUAGAUCAGCUGAUCAGGAUGAUCAGGACCGACUUUGGGCACUAG
Messenger RNA from Aspergillus aculeatinus CBS 121060, 525 nucleotides. RefSeq lists its product as uncharacterized. The record is from RefSeq and is a predicted model, not a curated record. Bases 1 to 525 code for a protein of 174 amino acids. The transcript has a single exon. NCBI's taxonomy places the organism in Eukaryota, Fungi, Ascomycota, Eurotiomycetes, Eurotiales, Aspergillaceae.